AAAUAAAUGUGGAAACUUCGGAUUGUAUCCGAGAGUUAUGUGUACUGCAAAAAGUGUAUAUGGGAAUCAUAGAAAAAUAUCAGUAUUUUUCUAAUAACUCGAGAAUGGUUCGUCCAAUUAGGCUCAACUUCGAACUCGGCCGAGAUCUUUAUGAGUCUAAAUUGUAUAUAAAACUUCAUCAAUAUCUGACUCUCCUUUCGCAAGGUAUCGUGUAAACGACUGGCCGAACACACUGAUCGAUUCUAGUAAUAUACUCACUUUUUGAGUAGACUAAAAAGAGGACAUGCGCAGGGACUAAGAGGCAGUUCCUUGGUGCGCUCACGGAUGAAUUCUUUUAGAUAGAUUAAUCAACAUCAAUCUAUCGUGAACUUCAUUUUUCGAGUACAUAAACAUAACGUUGACUCUACGGAGAACAAACGAAUAUCAUACAGACACACUAUUAAGGUAUAUGGCUUUUUCAUGGUUUUUUACAAGUGUGAUACUAAAGACAUAUCGAGCGCAGCAUAUCUACCCCCUAUUAUUUUAUAUCAUUUUCAAGCUCUUGAUGAGUUCUAUCUACUCUAGAAAAAGUGUUAUUAGCAAUAUGAAAAACAAACAAAUAUCGCACUGACACAUUAUCAACAUAUAUGAGUUUUCUAUAGUUUACCCACCCUGUUAUAUAGAGACAAUCUUGUGUGCAACCCGUUUACCCCUAUAAUUUAGUACCAUCUUGUAGCUUGCGAAAUUCUUUAUUGAAUGCUUUAUAAUAAGUGGAAAUUUAUUUGACUUUAGUAGAAAAAUUGAUCACGAGAAUGGCAUUAUAUUAUUUUUCCCAAAAAAAAAUAUAGAAAAAUCAUAGGGAAAUAUCAGUAUUUUUGCAAUAACUCGGGAAUGGCCCAGCCAAUUAGGCUCAUCUUCGAACUCGACUGAGAUCUAAAUAAGACUAAACUGUGCACAAAAUUUCAGCUCAAUCGGACUAUUCUUUCAAACGUUAUCGUGCAUACGGCCGGACGGACGGCCGGACGGCCGGCCACACUGACCGAUUCUAGAAGUGUACUCACUUUUUUUGAGUACACAAAAAGAGUGAUAUAAUGAAACUAUAGGUAACAUUAUAAUAUUACAUGAGGGUGUGGAUAAACGUCCUCAUCCACACUCUUAAUUUAUUUGUUUAAAUAAAAUUCUUUUAUUAAUCUCUACAAAGAGAAACAAAUGAAAUGAAGAAGUUUCUAUUCACUUUUCAUUUGAUUUCAAAACGUGUUUUGUAUUGACUGAAAUUCAUCGGAAUUAAAAUAAAUAAGAGAGAAAAUGUUUUAGUUAUAAAUAUGAUUUUUAUUUCAUUGAUCAAUUGAGUUAUUUAAGAGAAAAGUAUUCGGAAGAUAAUUGAAAAUAAACAAAAUGAGAUGAGAGAAGAGAAAUCGAUAGAAGUCGAAGAUCAGCGUGACUUAAACCAAGUUCAGUCUUAGUUAAUCACAAUAAUUUUACGUUCAAAGUUCUUCGAUUUUUCUAAUCAUAAAUCAGCUAAAAACGCAUAAACUUUAUUUGAUUUUAAUCAGAUUAUUUGAUUUUUCAUCGAGACAAUAUCAAAAACAACUAAAUGUUAUAUUUUAGAGGCAAAUAAUUGUUCAUAAAAGAAAAAAAAAUCCCUAACAGAUCAAAUUUAAAAAUAAUUAAAAUGCAAUAAAACUGAAUAUAAUAAUAAUGUUCUUUGAAUUGAUUUUCAAUUAGAAAUAUUUGAUUUUAACGAUGUUAAUUAGAUUUUGUAUCAUAAAUUCGUUUCGCUUACAAUUUAACGUUUGUUUUUCUUUUAAAACUUGAUAUAAAUGUAAAAUGAUUAAUCCUAACGAAAUUCGAUUCACAAUAAAAGCUUUUUAGAAGAAAACUCUGAAUUUUCAGUUUUUGAUAUUCUCGAUGAUCCUAUAAUUAUAAAUAAUAAAUUCAUCGAAUAGAUUUAUUAUUUGAUUCUCUUCUCAUCUAAUUCACAUAUUUUGUUAUUAUUUUAAUUUCAUUCAUUAAUUUCAACAUAGAAAAUCUUUUCAUAUUAGAAACUUCUUCGAAAAAUAUGAUUUACUAAAUAUAAUAAAAGAAUCUUUACACAUUUAAACCAAUAUUCACAAAUUAUUCAAUUAAUAAAUAAGAGAUUUUACGUUAAAAUACUUCAUUUUCACAAUAUUUUUAUUAGACAAACAUUUGAAUCUUUGAGAACAAUUUAAGAAGAGUCUAGAGAAUUAUAUAAACAUGAGUAUCAUAAUAGAAAACUUGUAAAGAGAUUUGUUUAGAAUAAUACAAUAGAAGAUAUUAACUCUUUUAUUACAAAGGAGAAGAGAUUAUAUAGAAUGACUUUAAUUGACAACAAUUUUUGUAGACUGCACAUUAUUAAUAGGCUUGGUUUCUAUGUAAUAGAUCGUAUUAAUGCCACGGAGAAAUUUUUCAUGAUUGUUUCUUAUAGCGACGAUCAUAAACUGUGAUGAUCGCAUAAUCAAAAAAGAAAUGAUCUCAACAAUCUUUAAAUGAGAUCAAACAAUGUUUUCUGUUAAUUUCUAUUGAAUAAACUAUUUAAUAAUCAAAUAAAACUUGUUAUUUUAUUAAACAUUUUUGAACUUUUUUAAGGAAUAAUUGUGGCUGGUGGAAAUGGUAAAGGAAGAAAUCUGAAUCAAUUGCCUUAUCCUCAAGGAGUCAUUAUUGAUGAUUUGGGUCAAAUCUAUGUGGCAUAUAUGCGGAAUCAUCGAGUAAUGCGUUGGGGUGAAGGAAAAGAAGAAGAUGAAGUUGUUGUUGGUGGGAAUCGGCAAGGAAGUGAAUCAAAUCAAUUAGCUCGUCCCGCUGGUUUAUCUUUUGACGAUGAAGGAAAUCUUUAUGUUGCUGAUUAUUCGAACGAUCGAAUUCAGAAAUUUGAAGUCAUUUUGUGA
Molecule: messenger RNA, 2882 nt
Organism: Adineta steineri
Lineage: Eukaryota; Metazoa; Rotifera; Eurotatoria; Adinetida; Adinetidae
Source: the annotation of a GenBank genome assembly